Messenger RNA from Linum trigynum, 813 nucleotides. The record is from the annotation of a GenBank genome assembly. NCBI's taxonomy places the organism in Eukaryota, Viridiplantae, Streptophyta, Magnoliopsida, Malpighiales, Linaceae.
AUGAUUUGGACUUGUUUUCAAUUUUUUAGCAGUUUGUUGGCUGACAAAAGACGCAAGGAGACAGAGUCAGACUACAAUGAAAAACAAUCGGUUGCCUAUAUAAAGUUGGAGCAUAGCCCGAUCCUCCAACAUGCGACAAAGAUCUUUACUCCUAACAUCUUCAAUCGGAUACAAAAGCAGUAUUUGAAAACUGAAUUCUAUCUAAUGGAGAAGCUCUCACAUACUAGGGAGGAUGGCGUGAUUGUCUACAUCACAUAUAUGAUGGAGGAUGAUGAGUGCAGUGAUGAGCGUGUCGUUCUCGUCGAUAUUUCUACGUGGAAAUUGGUAUGCGAAUGCAAAAUGUUCGAAACUUUCGGAGUGUUAUGCCGCCACAUGAUUAAGGUGAUGCGAAUUCUUGGAGAUUUUGGGGACGCAUGUAUGAGAAGCAUUCCAGAUUAUUACAUACUCAAGCGAUGGACGUUGGAGGCGAGAAAGAAAGAGGUUGCUGAUGUCGAUGGUUCUGUUAGUCCUUCAGCUGCCACUGAGAUUGAUACGGAAAAAGGUAUAGCAAUGCAGUACCGAGAAACCAAAACAAUGUUGAAUCAACUAGCUACGAACCUGUCGAUGGCCGGUGAGAAAGACUACAAUAACUGGAUGGGAGCACUCAAGAAACUGUGCAAUGGGGCAAACAAGGCAUUGUCAAAUACUAUAACUAGCAAGUACAGACGGUCUGUACCGAUAACUGAGCUUACUCUAAAAGAGAAGAGUAAUCCAAGGAGCCACGACAAGGAAUGUUAUCAGUCUACGAAUGAAAAAGAACGCCGUCGAAAGUAG